UGGAUGAUUGUGCUGCCAAUCAGAUGCUGAGAUUCCGCCCCCUCAGUAGUAGCAGGCUGAGUUGAGUUACACGACCCAUAUUCCCGUUUAGUUGGGUGAAAAAAAAAAAAAAAAAAGACAACAUCGUAUCGCUGCCGCCAUCUUGUUACCGGGCAGCGGGAGGAGCGGACGUAUUGGAGCUUUCGUGGGGGCUAUAAAAGCCGGGAUGGCAGCGGCCGCUCAUCCAGAGAUGGCUUCGGAUGUCCCUGCUCUCUCGGUGCCCUCAGGCAAUCCAGGUUCAAGUUCCCAGGCCGGUGGGUCCAUGGCGCAGAGAGGCAACAAGCGUCGCUCAGGGCUGGAUUUCGAUGACGAUGAGGAUUCGAACAGUAAAUUCCUCAGGUGUGAUGAUGACUCUCUCCCUAAUGACAAGGAAAGGUUUGCAAGGGAGAACCACAGCGAAAUUGAGCGGAGAAGAAGGAAUAAAAUGACCGCAUACAUUACAGAGCUCUCUGAUAUGGUGCCCACAUGCAGCGCCCUGGCACGCAAGCCCGACAAGCUCACUAUUCUACGCAUGGCAGUGUCUCAUAUGAAGUCUCUGCGGGGAACCGGAAACACUCCCACAGAUGGCGCCUAUAAACCGUCAUUCUUGACAGACCAGGAAUUGAAACACCUGAUUUUGGAGGCUGCAGACGGCUUUCUUUUUGUUGUGUCAUGUGAGACAGGAAGGAUUGUGUACGUUUCUGACUCUGUCACUCCUGUCCUCAACCAACCACAGACGGAAUGGUUUGGAAGCACUUUGUAUGACCAGGUUCACCCAGAUGAUGUGGACAAGCUUCGAGAACAACUGUCCACGGCAGAGAAUGCCAUGACAGGGCGCAUCCUCGAUCUUAAAACUGGCACAGUGAAGAAAGAGGGUCAGCAGUCCUCCAUGAGAAUGUGUAUGGGUUCGCGGAGGUCAUUCAUUUGCAGAAUGAGAUGUGGGAAUGCUCCCGUGGAUCCGACCUCCAUGAACAGGCUCAGCUUCAUGAGGAACAGAAACAGGAAUGGUCUUGGUCCCCCUAAGGAUGGAGAGACUCAGUUUGUGGUUGUACAUUGCACAGGAUAUAUUAAAGCAUGGCCACCUGCAGGUGUCACAUUACCAGAGGAUGACCAGGAUGCAGGACAGAGCAGCAAGUUCUGUCUAGUGGCCAUUGGCAGGUUACAGGUAACAAGCUCCCCUAAUUGCACAGAUAUGAAUAACAUCUGCCAGCCUACAGAGUUCAUCUCUCGACACAGUGUGGACGGCAUGUUUACAUUUGUGGACCAUCGAUGUGCUGCAACUGUAGGCUACCAGCCGCAGGAACUGUUAGGAAAAAGCAUUGUGGAGUUUGCGCACCCUGAAGAUGAGCAGCUGCUGAGAGACAGUUUUCAACAGGUGGUGAAAUUAAAAGGUCAGGUUCUGUCCGUCAUGUUCCGCUUCAGAUCCAAAAGCCGUGAGUGGCUGCUGAUGAGAACCAGCUCAUUCACCUUCCAGAAUCCCUACUCUGAUGAGAUUGAGUAUAUCAUCUGCACAAACACCAAUGUAAAGAACACUAACCAGGAGGCGCGGCCAGCCCUGGCCAGCUCUAUGCAGAGACCACCACUAGGCCAGAGCAUUGCACACUCUCUAGAAAUGGGUCCAGGACAGUUGACUGCCAGACAACAGCCGCCUUCACAGCCAGAACUGGAUGUUGUUCCCAGCAGAGAUAAUUUGGGUGCAUACGGUCACACGCAGGUCCCGGUUCAGUCAGUGUCGGCAGCAAUACCUGAUCAUAGCAAAUCUCUGGAGAAAUCAGAUGCCCUCUAUGGACAGGAGAGAGAUUCUAGGUUUUCUGAAAUCUACAACAGCAUUAACCCAGACCAGAAUAAAGCACUAAAUCCCAGUGGAGUCCCAGGCAACCAGCAACUCUUCCCACAAGCCAGCUCCUUCACGCCUGCUCCCCGCGGAGUGGACAACUUCAGGAGCGGUGGGAUAGUUUCUCCAGGUAACAUUAUCCAGCAGCCUGCGUCUGCAGGGCAGAUUCUCGCCCAGAUAUCACGGCAUACCAGCCCCACACAAGUCACUGGCACAAACUGGAGCUCUGGUACACGUCCAUCAUUCACAGCACAGGCUGCAAAGACCCAGUCCCCUCCAUUUGGCAUAAACAACUUCCAGACGACUCCUACCAACUUCAGCCCAUUGUCCUCCCAGAGUUCAACCUCCUCUCCUGCUGGAGCCACAUACCCCAAUAUGGCCAGUAGAAGCAACAGCUUUGCCACAGAGGUGGGUCAGCCUCGGGUACCCUUCCAGACACGGGCUGCAGAUGCUGUAGGAGUGUGGCCCCAGUGGCCCCAAAGUCAACAUCACGGCCAAAACAGUGCAGAGACUCAUGUCCAGCCACAGACCAACCAAUCAGAGGUCUUUCCAGACAUGUUGUCCAUGUUGGGGGAUCAGACCGCAAACUACAACAAUGAAGAGUUUUCCGAGCUCAACAUGUUCCAGUCUUUUGCUGAGUAAGCCGCGUUGUCUGAUGCGCAGAUGAUGGAAUCCAGAUGCCUACAAAACGAGCAGUUGCUCCUCUUCCUCCCCCCUCAAUCACUUACGCCUUUCUCUUGAUCUCCUGCAACAGCUGAGGAGUGGAGAUCACCAUAUGCGGUGAGGGAGGGGAAUUAUACGAGAAGGACGUUGACACCGGGACAUGGGGAGAAACAUCACAGGGACACCACAGAACUGCCUUCUAUAUGAACUAAGGAGAGACCUGAUCUUAUUCUCUUCAGUCUUCACCAGCUUUAAAUCCCAAAUAUUGUGCCACUGAUUAUUUUUCAUUUGGAAACCUUGCCUCCCUGAAAUCAGGUGACAAGAAACCCCCACCCCCUCACCGACCCGAAACAUUUCAUUAUUUUAUAGUGACCUUAAUGAGACUAUAAAAGGCUCUAUCAGGGAUAAACCUUGCGUAAGAUAAUCACAAAUGUAGCUGGUGCCUUUUUAUCAUGUCAGGACAGGAAAUCCUAAGAUGAUCUCUAGAAGACACAGAAUUUGCGCAACCCACCAGUUGUAGUGCACCUAACCAUACCAGUAUAUAUUACUUCAGAUCACAGAGACACACUUAAAGGGAUAUUCCAGGAAAAAACUUUUUAUUUUUGUUUUGUUUUUUCAUAUCAACUGGCUUCAGAAUGUUAAACAGAUUUGUAAAUUACUUCUAUAAAAAAAAAAAAAAAAAAAAAUCUUAAUCCUUCCAAUAGUUAUCAGCUGCUGAAGUUGAGUUGUUCUUUUCUUUCUGGCAACAGUGCUCUCUGCUGACAUCUCUGCUUGUCUCGGGAACUGCACAGAGUAGAAGAGGUUUGCUAUGGGGAUUUACUUUUACUCUGGACAGUUCCCGAGACACGUGUCAUCAGAGAGCACUUAGACAGAAAAGAGCAACUCCACUUCAGCAGCUCAUAAGUACUGAAAGGAUUAAGAUUGUUUAAAGGAGUAGUCCGGCGCUCAUUUUUCUUAU
Hyla sarda is the source of this 3473-nucleotide messenger RNA. RefSeq names its product aryl hydrocarbon receptor nuclear translocator (gene ARNT). The transcript has 21 exons. Gene Ontology annotation, biological process: regulation of transcription by RNA polymerase II. Gene Ontology annotation, molecular function: DNA-binding transcription factor activity, RNA polymerase II-specific; protein dimerization activity; RNA polymerase II cis-regulatory region sequence-specific DNA binding. The record is from RefSeq and is a predicted model, not a curated record. The coding region runs from base 206 to 2494 and encodes 762 amino acids. Gene Ontology annotation, cellular component: cytoplasm; aryl hydrocarbon receptor complex; nucleus. Lineage: Eukaryota; Metazoa; Chordata; Amphibia; Anura; Hylidae.